AUGCUGCCGUACCUGUUCCCUGACCUUGCUGCCUUUCCCAUAGUCGCUGACCUCAUUACGCACCUCCGCACUAGUGACACUCGCUACCGCGUUGCGCUUCCUGCUGAGUUCUGCGCCAAGAACCCCCCCCCCCCCAUGUACAUCACCCUCAACAACAUAGUCACCCGGCUCCCUGACUCCCUUCGCUUAGUCAGGGACCACUUCCUCUCAGUUUGCCCCACCACACUCACCGUUGACCUCCUCGAGGAGCGCCUCCUGGCAGCAGAGAAGAGCAUAGUCGCUGUAGGAGCCUCUCGUAGUGACCCUCGUACCCCCGUCUUUGAGGGGUGUUCCCCCUCCCCCCUCUUGCCCUCUGUUGCUUCUGCUGCUCCGGCCGACUUUGUUGGCUUCGAGUCAGUCGGCGCUGCGUCUGCCCCUGGCGGGAGACGCCGCACCGGCAAGGGCAAGGGGGGCAAGGGCGCUGGAGGGGCUGGCCGGGGCGGUGGAGGUGGCGGUGGAGGCAGUGGAGGGGGUGGGGGUGGUGGUGGGAGUGGUGGCGGGGGUGGAGGUGUCGGUGGCAGCAAUGGAGGCGGAGGAGGCGGCGGCGGUGGCGGUGGGAGCGGAGGCGGCGGAGGUGGCGGAGGCGGCGGCGGCAGCGGUGGAGCAAGUUGCGGCUCUGCGCAGAGGAGUGGUUCCGGUGGUGGUCCGCGCCAGCAGCAGCAGCGCACUCGUGAGACCCCGUCCCCCCAGCAGCUUCGUCAGUGGGCGGGGGUUGCUAUCUUUGAUCUUGAUUAUGAUUCUAUUCUUGCUGCCAUGUAUGCUGUGUCUACUAGUGAUGAGGGUGACUGUUACCUGUGUGUUCCGCCUGACCCGGGCAUUGAGGCUGCUGCUCUAGGUGCUGGUGAGGCUCCUGCUCUAGGUGCUAGUGCAUCUACUGCCCCAGGUGCUGGUGAGUCUGCUCUCUCAGGUACCACGUCGGCUCAGGUCUUACACACCUUCACCCUUGACUCGGAUGCUUCCCGCUCCUUCUUUCGAGACCGCACCACGCUUACGCCGCUUAGUCGGCCGGUUGCGGUCUCCCUGGCGGACCCCUCUGGGGGUCCUGUCCUUGCUCGCUUCUCCACUGUCUUACCGUGUCCGGCAGCCCCCUCUGGCACCUUGUCAGGUCUCUACCUCCCCUCGUUCUCUAUGAACUUGGUGAGUGGAGCUGAUCUACAGGAUAGGGGGGUUGACCAGCUCACUCCUGCGAAUCAGCCAGUGACCCACUGUAUGUGUGCUCGGACGGGCCGACACUUGGCCACGUUUACCCGUCGGCCGGGGUCGAGCCUGUACACACUGACUACUGAGUCUCCUCCGGUUGCUGAGUCUAGUCAGGUAGCUGCGUCGAGUCAGGUGUUUGCUGCAGCGUCCAGGUCUGGUCUUGAGUCUGCUCCCCGCUCGUGUCGUCUCCUGUCCCACCAGACUCUCCUUUGGCACCACCGCCUUGGUCACCCCUCCCUGCCUCGUCUCCAAGGCAUGGCCUCCCGUGUCCUCGUCUCUGGUCUCCCCCGGUCCCUCCCUCCCCUCCCUCCGGGGCCUGCCCCUACCUGCGUCCCCUGCGUCGAGGGGCGGCAGCGCGCCGCCCCUCACUCCUCCGAGUUUCCUCCGACAGAGGCUCCGCUGCAGACUCUUCAUAUGGACGUGUGGGGCCCCGCCCGCGUCCGUGGCCAGGGUCACGAGCGUUACUUCCUGUUGGUGGUUGACGACUACUCGCGUUACACCACGGUGUUCCCCUUGCGCAGUAAGGGUGACGUCACUGAGGUGUUGAUCGACUGGAUCCGCGCUGCUCGUCUCCAGCUCAGAGAGAGUUUCGGCUCGGACUUUCCUGUUCUGCGUCUGCACUCUGACAGAGGCGGGGAGUUUUCCUCUGCCCUGCUGGGAGCCUUCUAUCGUGCACAGGGCAUCCGCCAGACCUUCACGCUUCCGUACUCUCCACAGCAAAAUGGGAUUGAUGAGCGCCGCAUUGGCAUGGUCAUGGACGUCGCUCAUACGUCCAUGAUCCAUGCGGCUGCCCCCCAUUUUCUGUGGCCAUUUACGGUUCAGUACGCAGUGCAUCAGCUCAACCUUCAGCCCCGGGUCUCCUUGCCAGAGACCUCCCCCACCUUGCGGUGGACCGGGAAGGUUGGCGAUGCGUCUGCGUUUCGGGUCUGGGGAUCUCGGGCGUUUGUCCGCGACUUGUCUGCGGACAAGCUGUCCCCCCGUGCUGUUCCCUGCGUCUUCCUUGGCUUCCCCCUGACGCGCCUG
This is a messenger RNA of Closterium sp. NIES-65, 2262 nucleotides long. Lineage: Eukaryota; Viridiplantae; Streptophyta; Zygnematophyceae; Desmidiales; Closteriaceae. The record is from the annotation of a GenBank genome assembly.